Messenger RNA from Prorocentrum cordatum, 1191 nucleotides. NCBI's taxonomy places the organism in Eukaryota, Dinophyceae, Prorocentrales, Prorocentraceae. The record is from the annotation of a GenBank genome assembly.
AUGGUCUUGGCGAUGUGCGCCGGGACGUUUGUGAUGACGAUGCAGUCGUGCGCGGCAUUGGCAUCGCUGGCGAUCUCGUUUCCGGACGGCCUUGGCGGGUUGUUCGCCGGGACACGGUUGUUCGCGUUGGACCUCAGGGCGCUCAGACCAGAGUGUUCUUUGGGCUCUUCCGUGAUCGCAAGCUAUGCGCUGAAAGUGGGGUUGCCUUGGUUCAUGUUUGGGUUGUUCGCCGUGCUGUGCCUUCUGAGCAAGCUCCUGCCGGAGCCGUUGCGAUGGGAGGCCACCAAAGCGUUCAACACCGUGUGCAAUUUCUUCCAGGCCGCAUUCAUCACAAUCAUCCUCACCGUAAUCGGGCCCUUCCGCACCUUUGAGCACCCCGGCAAGGGCGACCGCAGCAGCAUGCUUAGCAGCCCAGACAUCGACACCACGAGCGACACGUACGCUGGGCUCGUUGCCUUUGCAGUCUUUGGCCUCCUGCCUUGUUUCCUCUUCAUCACGAUGUAUGCGUUCUCGGUGAGGCAGUCGCCCGCAUGGCGCGAGGGCAACAUGACCAAGUAUCUGCAGGCCAUCAAGUUUGUGCUGUUCCGCUUCGAGGCCCACGCCUACUACUGGGGCUUGUGCUUUUUAGCGCGGUCAACGGCGGUGAGUAUAAUCACGUUGCUGCCCAACCCGUUCACGCAGUUGCUAUUGCUGUCGGUGGUGAUGGUAGUGUACUUGGUGGCCCUGUGCUUGGUUUGGCCCUGGAAGGCGCCGGUGGUGAACGCGCUGGACGCGCUGCAGACCGGGCUGCUGCUCGUCAUACUGCUGGCGGCCACCAGGCUCGUGGGCACGGACAACGGCGGCGAGGACUCCGAUGCCGUGACGGGCAUAAUCAGCACUUGCUACGUGGUGUUGUUGGUGGCUUUCGGCAUCGCCGGUGUCCUCGUAUUGCGCGGGAAGCUCGAUAUGGGUGACAAGACGGGUUCUGACAGCGUCCCCGAGAAGGACGGCGCCGAGAAGGGCGCUAAGGAGGAGGCCGAUAAGGAGGAGAAGCCGGAGGCCGAUAAGGAGGCCGCCGGCGCCGAAGGCCAUGACGCCGGCGCCGAAGGCAAUGUCGCGGAGGCCGAUACGGAGGAGAAGCCGGAGGACGAGGCUGCCGACGGCAAAGAAAACGCGGAUGACAAUCGCGUGAAGAUCGCCACCCAGAUCUGA